CGCCGAGAUUGUUCAUAAAGAGGUUCUUUGCUGCUGCUGUGAGGACAUCAGAAAAGGUGAAACAUGCAGGGAAACAGAGGGUACAGGAUGGAACAGCAGAAUCAUACACCCCGGAGACAGCAGCAACAACAACAACACCACCAGCAGCAGCAGCCAGAAACCACUUCACCCACCAAUGGACAGCAGGCUACUAGCCCCAAUGAAGGUGUCACAAUUGAUCUGAAGAAUUUCCGUAAACCUAGUGAAAAGACUUUCACUCAAAGAAGCCGCUUGUUUGUGGGUAAUCUCCCAUCGGAUGUUACUGAGGAAGAAAUGCGUAAAUUGUUUGAAAAAUUUGGCAAGGCAGGAGAGAUCUUUAUCCACAAGGACAAAGGUUUUGGAUUCAUUAGACUGGAAACACGUACACUGGCAGAGAUAGCCAAAGCAGAGCUGGAUAACCUGCCUCUACGUGGGAAGCAAUUACGUGUGAGGUUUGCCUGCCAUAGUGCUGCACUGUCUGUUAAGAACAUCCCUCAGUUUGUGUCAAAUGAGCUGCUUGAGGAGGCCUUCUCCAUGUUUGGUCAAGUUGAGAGGGCAGUAGUAAUUGUUGAUGACCGUGGACGGUCCACCGGAAAAGGAAUUGUGGAGUUUGCAUCAAAGCCAUCUGCGCGGAAAGCUCUAGACCGCUGUAAAGACGGUGCCUAUCUUCUCACUGCGUUUCCUCGUCCUAUAACCGUAGAGCCCAUGGACCAACUUGAUGACGAGGAGGGUUUGCCUGACAAACUGCUAGUCAAGAAUCAGAUGUGUCACAAGGAGAGAGAGCAACCUCCUCGCUUUGCUCAGCCUGGUUCUUUUGAAUACGAAUAUGCAAUGCGCUGGAAAGCCCUUAUUGAUAUGGAGAAACAACAGCAACAGCAAGUGGAUCGGAACAUAAAGGAAGCCCAAGAGAAGAUGGAAAUCGAAAUGGAAGCAGCAAGACAUGAGCACCAGGUUAUGCUUAUGCGUCAAGAUCUAAUGAGACGUCAGGAAGAGCUCCACCGAAUGGAAGAACUACACAAUCAAGAAAUCCAGAAACGCAAGCAAAUCGAGAUCAGACAUGAGGAGGAGCGCAGGAGGCGUGAGGAAGAGACCCGCCGACAACAAGAGGAGAUGUUGAGACGUCAGCAAGAAGGUUUCAAAAAUAGCUACCCUGAUGCUAGGGAAGCUGACUUACGAAUGGCACAGAUGGCAAUGCCAGGCGCAAUGGGAUUGAAUAAUAGGGCUUCGCUGGGCAACAGUAAUGUUGCAAGUGGUGCUGCGGCUACCCCUGGACCUGGUGCAAUGAUGCCUGAAGCAGCAGCAAUUGGAAUGACAUCCCCUCCAAACGACCGUUUUGGGCAAGCCCCCAACAUAGAAGGUCUUGGUGGAGCCAACCCACCCGCCUUUCCCCGGGGUGCUCCAGGGGCUGAUUUUGGUCCCAACAAACGUCGGCGAUAUUAAUUUUGCGGUUUAAGGCUAGUAAGACUUUUUGUAUUGGUAGAUUUCAGGUUUGAGGUCAGUCUCUAGUGCAGAUGGACUGGUUCCAAAACUUGUUUUUUAAUUUCUUUUUUUUUUUUCCACUCUGGAAUACUGAGCAGACACAUUUCUUUUAAUGGCGCCUUUUAAAUAGAGAUGUUGAUAGUUAAUCACCCAGUCGUAGUAUACUGUCCGUUUUCUCUAUCAUGCAGCCUAAAUCUUUGUUGUAAAUUGGAAAUGUUUCUGCCCAGACUUCAGCCUGAGACCUGUUUUUAUGUGCUUUUGUAACUUUAUUAUUUUUUUUUUUUUUUUAAAUUCUAUUCUGGACCAUGCCUUUUUACGUACAUUGUAAGGCUUUUUCCUGACUGGAUUGAGGCCUGUCAGUUUGAAUAAUAUAGGGUUAUUAACCCAAUUCAUGUGUUCUCUGCUGUUGGCACACCUUCCCUUGUUUCAUGCCUAUAUUUUUUUUUUUUCUCAUCCACAAAAUGGUGGUGGGAACUUAAUGGUUCUCUGGAUAUCUAAGAUGUGGUAACAGUUGACAAAUAAAAAUGGAAUUUUAAGUCUUUUUUUUUUU
This is a messenger RNA of Xenopus laevis (African clawed frog), 2047 nucleotides long. RefSeq names its product non-POU domain containing, octamer binding L homeolog (gene nono.L). NCBI's taxonomy places the organism in Eukaryota, Metazoa, Chordata, Amphibia, Anura, Pipidae. Gene Ontology annotation, molecular function: nucleic acid binding; RNA binding. The record is from RefSeq and is marked provisional. Gene Ontology annotation, cellular component: nuclear speck; nucleolus; chromosome.